Ziziphus jujuba (common jujube) is the source of this 1545-nucleotide messenger RNA. Its product is annotated as ATP-dependent Clp protease proteolytic subunit 4, chloroplastic. Gene Ontology annotation, cellular component: endopeptidase Clp complex. Gene Ontology annotation, biological process: protein quality control for misfolded or incompletely synthesized proteins. The coding region runs from base 83 to 1051 and encodes 322 amino acids. The transcript is spliced from 3 exons. Gene Ontology annotation, molecular function: ATPase binding; ATP-dependent peptidase activity; serine-type endopeptidase activity. Lineage: Eukaryota; Viridiplantae; Streptophyta; Magnoliopsida; Rosales; Rhamnaceae. The record is from RefSeq and is a predicted model, not a curated record.
CAUAAUUUUGUUCAUCUAAUUUUCUGGAAAGAAAAAGCAAACGAAGCCAAUUGCAACUUCUAAAAAGCUCAUCCCUUUGUACAUGUGGGUGUGUUCUCGGUCAAUCCCUUCCUCACCCAGAAAACUCUCCCUCUCUCUACCUCUGUGUUCGGCCAUGGACGUCCUCUCAAUCUCAUCUCCUUCACAUUCCUACAUUCCCUCUCUCAGACUCCAUCACUCCUCUCGCCCAAAACCCUCCUUCUACAUCCCCAUCUCUUCUUCUCCCAAACCUUCCAUUACCAAAUGUUUCCAAGCCACUGCCUCACCCACCCCAACACCCUCCUCCAAAUCCCACACUUUCCUGGACUCUUCCGUGCUGUCCUCGGCUCCUCAAACGCCAGCCACCGCAAUGAGAGGCGCGGAGGCCGAUGCCAUGGGUUUGCUUCUGAGGGAGAGGAUAGUCUUCUUGGGAAGUAGCAUUGAUGACUUCGUAGCCGACGCCAUUAUCAGCCAGCUUCUCUUGUUGGACGCCCAAGACUCCACCAAAGACAUCAAGCUAUUUAUUAACUCUGUCGGAGGUUCUCUCAGUGCGACAAUGGCUAUCUAUGAUGUUGUUCAGCUUGUGAGGGCCGAUGUUUCCACAGUUGCACUUGGCAUGGCUGCGUCAACAGCUUCCAUUAUCCUUGGAGGUGGCACCAAAGGCAAGCGUCUUGCAAUGCCCAACACAAGGAUUAUGAUGCAUCAGCCUCUUGGAGGUGCUAGCGGGCAGGCAAUGGAUGUGGAAAUUCAAGCCCGAGAAAUCAUGCAUAACAAAAAUAACGUAACAAGAAUUAUUGCAGACUGCACUGGUCGCCCAUUUGAACAAGUCCUAAAAGAUAUUGAUAGGGAUCGUUAUAUGUCACCUAUAGAAGCAGUUGAAUAUGGAAUGAUUGAUGGGGUUAUUGACAGAGACAGCAUUAUACCUCUGGUGCCUGUGCCAGAAAAAGUGAAAGGAAGACUAAAUUAUGAGGAAAUUAGUAAAGAUCCAAGGAAGUUCUUGACACCAGAUGUCCCUGACGACGAGAUAUAUUAAGCAUUAGAUGUUUAAUGGAGAGCUCCAAGCAAUGAUAACUGAUCUUUUCCUCUGGAUCUUUCUUCAAGCAGUCAACCUUGGAGUUUGGCAAAGCGUACAUCUCUUUCUGAAUGUUGCUAGCUGGCUUUUGGGCAAAGUUUUUUGCUCUUCCUUCCUUUCCGAUAGGGCUGUACCAUAGCAUAACUUAGAACAGGAAUAUUAUGGUUAAGUCGAGCUUUUGCUCCCUUUUCAAUUUUUUGUUUCUUUUUAAAUUUUAUUUGUAACUUUUUUGGGUUAAGUGUAAGUUUUAAAUCGAUGAUAUUCCUUGGGACCAAUUGUGAAAGAAAAAGCUCUCUCGUACACUCCAAACAAAGAGCAUACUAAAUCGUGUAACAUCUUUGGAUAAAAGUGGUUUUGGAUACCGACCACAAGUGUUGUGUCUUCCAUCACUAUGCAAACGUGUAUAUUGUGCCUUUUGAUCAUAUGCAAGCCACAGGAACUAUCAAGUAUCUUCA